Messenger RNA from Pelodiscus sinensis (Chinese soft-shelled turtle), 832 nucleotides. NCBI's taxonomy places the organism in Eukaryota, Metazoa, Chordata, Testudines, Trionychidae. The record is from RefSeq and is a predicted model, not a curated record.
GGCUGAGCGCACCAUGGGGCUGAUCCUGGGCAGGCUGCAGGCGGCGCUGGGCAGUUUCUCCGGGCUGCAGGCUCGGAUCCUGCUGCUGGGGUUGGACAAUGCCGGGAAAACCACCAUCACCUACCGGCUGAAGCUGGACGAGACGGUCAGCACCAUCCCCACCCUGGGCUUCAACGUGGAGACGGUGGCGCCCGUCAGGAACGUGACCUUCACCCUGUGGGACGUGGGGGGCCAGGACCGGAUCAGGGUCCUGUGGCGACACUAUCACAGCAACACGGACGGCCUGGUGUUCGUGGUGGACGGCGGAAAACCACCAUCACCUACCGGCUGAAGCUGGACGAGACGGUCAGCACCGGCGCGGACCCUGGAAGCCCUGCUGGAGGCGGAGGACCUGGCAGGGGUGCCGCUGGUGCUGCUGGCUAACAAGCAGGACCUGCCUGGGGCCCGGUCCUGUGCCCAGCUGGUGGAGGAGCUGGGCUUGAGGAAGCUGCGAGGGCGCGAGUGGCACGCCCAGGGCUGCUGUGCGGUGAGCGGGCAGGGGCUGCCGGAGGCGCUGGAGAAGCUGGCGGAGCUGGUGAAGCGCUGGCGGAAGGCCCGGGGGCUGUGAGGGUGCCGGAUGGAGAAUGGGCCUUGAUGCCAGCCUGUGUCGCCCACUUGGCACCUUUCCAAAUGAGGGCUGGUGCCCUGCCUCCCCCAUGCUGGAGAGAUGCUCCCGCUAAAUGGCCACAUGCCGCAUUGUCAGAUCCUGCCUCCGAGCCGGUGCCUGCUGGAGCUGGGCCCAGUGAGCAGCACAGUCUCCUGGGCCCCUUGUCCUGCCCCCCUGGCUGGAGCC